Molecule: messenger RNA, 1347 nt
Organism: Punctularia strigosozonata HHB-11173 SS5
Lineage: Eukaryota; Fungi; Basidiomycota; Agaricomycetes; Corticiales; Punctulariaceae
Product: 26S proteasome regulatory complex ATPase RPT4
Exons: 7
Coding region: 1-1347 (448 amino acids)
Biological process (GO): positive regulation of RNA polymerase II transcription preinitiation complex assembly
Cellular component (GO): cytosolic proteasome complex; proteasome regulatory particle, base subcomplex
Molecular function (GO): ATP hydrolysis activity; ATP binding; proteasome-activating activity
Source: RefSeq, a predicted model, not a curated record
AUGUCGGGCCAACCUUCAACAUCGUCAGGUUCGAUGGAUCAACGAAGGAAAGAUGCCCUCAAGGCAUACCGCGAGAAAAUGCGGAGCCACGAAACUGCGAGCGAGACCCUAAGGAAUUUGCGUUUCUCUCUGAAGGAUCUGGAGAAGGCGUACGAUAAGACGGAGGAGGAUAUCAAGGCGGUUCAGUCUGUUGGUCAGAUCAUCGGCGAGGUCAUGAAGCAACUGGACGACGAGCGAUUCAUCGUCAAGGCGUCGUCCGGCCCUCGAUACGUUGUGUCGUAUCGCCCUACCUUACCAGCGGACAAACUAAAGGCCGGCGUCCGCGUCAGCUUGGACAUGACGACACUCACCAUCAUGCGCAUAUUACCGCGUGAAGUGGACCCGAUGGUGUACAAGAUGAGUCUGGAGGACCCGGGAGGAGCGUCGUUUGCGGGCAUCGGUGGGCUGGGAGAACAAGUUCGGGAACUUCGGGAGGUCAUCGAACUCCCACUCAUAAACCCCGAGCUGUUCCUCCGCGUGGGCAUCAAGCCUCCGAAGGGCGUGCUCCUGUACGGUCCGCCCGGUACAGGAAAGACGUUGCUCGCUCGUGCGGUGGCCGCCACACUCCAGACGAACUUUUUGAAAGUCGUGUCAUCGGCAAUCGUCGACAAGUAUAUCGGCGAGUCUGCGCGUGUGGUCCGUGAAAUGUUCGGGUACGCGCGGGACCACGAGCCGUGCGUCAUCUUCAUGGACGAAAUCGACGCCAUCGGCGGACGGAGAUUCUCCGAGGGUACCAGCGCGGAUCGCGAGAUUCAACGAACGCUCAUGGAGCUUCUAAAUCAAAUGGAUGGUUUCGAUUCACUCGGACGCGUCAAGCUUAUCAUGGCUACCAACCGACCCGAUACCCUGGACCCAGCGUUGCUCCGUCCUGGUCGGUUAGAUAGGAAGAUUGAGAUCCCUCUUCCGAACGAACAGGCCCGGCUAGAGAUUCUUAAGAUUCACGCCGCGCCCGUGAAUAAGAGCGGCGAGAUCGACUACGAAGCCAUUGUCAAGCUUUCUGACGGCUUCAACGGCGCCGACCUGCGUAACAUCGUGACGGAAGCGGGCAUGUUCGCCAUCCGCGACGAGCGAGAGUACAUCAUCCAGGAAGAUCUGUCCAAGGCGGCGAGAAAGGUCGGCGAAGCGAAGAAACACGAGAGUGAGCGUUGCAUCUGUCCAAGCCGCGUGUUCCUUGUGCUGAUUAUGCCUGCGCCGCAGCGAAAAUGGACUAUACCGCACAAUAGACGCGUCCUAUUUUUCGCCUCCUGUUUCUAUUGUGGUCGUCGAUGCAGCUUUGUACCAUACUCACUUGUAUACAUGAUUCUAUAA